Molecule: messenger RNA, 1083 nt
Organism: Sphenostylis stenocarpa
Lineage: Eukaryota; Viridiplantae; Streptophyta; Magnoliopsida; Fabales; Fabaceae
Source: the annotation of a GenBank genome assembly
AUGGGAGCUCAGAAGAGCAUCCAUGCUGGAAAAGCAAAGAUUGACGUCAAUGUUGAUUUUACUCACAAGCUAUGCGCUUCUUUGAUGCUCCCUACUCUCAGGAGUUCUGGCAGUCCAUUUUCACUGGUAAUUGGGAGUCUUUGCAUCAAACACCCAAAUUUGUUUGGUGGAAGUGAGAAGCUCGAUGUUUCGUGGGACAAAGGUCUAUAUGAUUCAAAUGUCUUAGUUGCGUAUAGAAGGCCACGACCCGAAUGGCUUGCACAGCAGUCUUUUGUAUUACAGCAUUCUCUUUCACCUGAGAUUGGAAUCCAUGGUAUCCCUGUAAACAAUUUCUCCCGCUCAGGAAGUGGAGGAAUAAAUUUAUCUCGAUUGUCAGUGGGAAUGGAUCUGAAGGAACCUGCUAGUUCAAAAUGGAGCAGCACAACCAGCAUAAAGUUUGAGCAUGUUCGUCCACUGAACGAUGAUGGUCGUGCUAUAAGUAGAGAUUUUGACGGAUUUCCUUUGACUUGCAGUGGCAAUCCACACGACAGUAUGGUAGUGUUAAAGCAAGAGUCCCAAUUUGCGAAGGCGAAUGAUAAUAGCUUUUUUCAUUUCAAUCUUCAAAUAGAACAAGGUAUUCCAGUUUUUUCCAAGUGGAUAAUCUUCAAUCGAUUUAAAUUUGUUGCUUCAAAGGGAAUCAAACUUGGACCAGCAUUUCUCUUGACAAGACUAACAGGUGGCUCAAUUGUUGGGGACAUGGCUCCUUACCAAGCAUUUUCUAUUGGAGGGAUUGGGAGUGUGAGAGGGUAUGGAGAAGGAGCAGUUGGAUCUGGGCGAUCAUGUCUGGUGGCUAAUAGCGAACUGACACUCCCUUUGAAUAAGAUGUUGGAGGGUGCCAUUUUCUUGGAUUGUGGAACAGACUUGCGGUCUGGUCACCUUGUACCAGGAAAUCCAGCUUUGAGGCAGGGUAAACCAGGAUCUGGGGUUGGAUUGGGAUAUGGACUUCGAUUUAAAUCACAAUUUGGUCAUUUUCAAGUUGAUUAUGCUAUUAAUGCAUUUCAGCAGAGAACUCUCUAUUUUGGCCUCAGCAACCUUCCUUCAUGA